This is a messenger RNA of Penaeus chinensis, 2360 nucleotides long. RefSeq lists its product as uncharacterized. Lineage: Eukaryota; Metazoa; Arthropoda; Malacostraca; Decapoda; Penaeidae. The transcript is spliced from 8 exons. Gene Ontology annotation, biological process: regulation of transcription by RNA polymerase II. The record is from RefSeq and is a predicted model, not a curated record. Gene Ontology annotation, molecular function: protein binding. Bases 38 to 2032 code for a protein of 664 amino acids. Gene Ontology annotation, cellular component: nucleus.
AAGCCGUGAAUUGGGUUGUUUGCUUCUCACGUCCAGGAUGUCCCGGCAGCAACAUACCUCGUCUGAUGAACGCCUUCUGUUAAUUUCUCUUUUUAAGGAGAAGGCAUCAGUUCUACUAAGUAAGAAGACAGAGGGAAAAAAGGCACUUUCGAAAGCCAAGGCAUGGGAGGACAUCACCAGUGCCUUGAAUGCUGCGGCUCUGGGUCCUCCCAGGAGCGUCAAGCAAACGAAAAAGCUCUGGGAAAAUAUGAAAGGCAGAGCUAAGAAACUGUAUAGAAAUGAGAGUAACAGGACUGAUGGAAGUGGCCCUCCUCAUUAUUGUGAUAUGAUAUCUGCCAAGGUCAUUGACAUCAUUAUUAAAGACCUAAACAGUGACACCAAUAGCAAAGACUUAAAGAAUGAAUCAACAUGUGGAAUGGAUGACAAUGAAACUGGCUGUAGUGGAGUUAGCCAGCUUGAAAUAUGUUGUGUCAGGGAGGAGGGCCAGGAGAGCUUCAUGGACGUAAAUGCUGAAGACGAGGGAACUCUUGGAUCAGACUAUACUGCCGACACUGAUGUAAAUAAAACUGUAGGACACUUAUCUCCAGCCGACAGUGACUCGCUUGAUUUAGGUGAUUCCAGAAUAUCAUCUAUACCUAACAUGCAAGAUCCACUUUAUCUGCCACCCUCUGAGUUAGGAGACAAGAAGCCGACAUUUUCUGACUGUCAAGUGUCAGAUAUUGAUGAGAACGUUUCAACUGCUGCCGACCAGUUAUCCAUCGGCAUUGAAGGGCCAAAAAUGGAUUGUGGCUUAUCAACAGAGGCCACCACAUCACGUGCUGCUACUCCAUUGCGGAAGCGGCUCAAAUUCUCUGAAGGAGAAUGGUACAAUACAUCAGCUGCUCGUAAAAACAAAGAACAUGAAAUUAUUAUGAAUGUUCAGAAAGCCAAACUACAAGCUCAGGAAGCAAAACUUAAACAUUUAGAUAAGCAGGAACUCAUUGACGCUGAAAAGCUGAAACAAAUGCAAAUGCAAUCUCUCCUUAAUGCGCACUUGCUGGAAUCAGUAACCCAGUGGAAGGAGGUUGCAGUAUCUGUACAAGAAACAGUGGAGAAACUGAAGAACUUUUAUCAAGGGGGAGAAACUUCUAUGGCAGAUAAAAACUUUAGUAAAGGAACUCCCGUGACUAAGAAGUCUGGGGAUGGAAGUGUGCAUUUGAAACCAAAGGAGAGCUCGUCCUCAGUCCUGGAGUGUCUGUAUGAAGAUUCGGCAUUUGCGGAUGUGACCUUAACAGCACAGGGUCAGUCAGUGAGGGCACAUAGGGCAGUACUGUCAGCAAAGAGUCUGUAUUUCAGAGAAGUUUUACAAGCCAGCCCAUACCAACACCCAAUUAUUAUCAUGCCUCUUGAUGUACAAUUCAGGGAUCUUCAGGCAAUCAUUAGCUACAUAUACAAAGGUGAAAUAACUUUGCCCUCAGAGAAUCUGAAAUCCCUUCUGAAGACUGCUGAUGCCCUGCAAAUAUCUGAUUUAGCCAGAGUAGAUGUUUUGGGUAUGACAGCUAUUGACAGUGAAGCUAUAGCAUCCUGCAAGACAGAAAGAGUGCAUUCUCAAACAGCAAAUUCUAUUAAUGAGCAAAAGGAGGACAUGUAUAGUGAGCUAUCUCUGCCUGUUAUAACAAGAAAAGAUAAAUUGCACAGCAACCGGGCAGAAUGUGAUUUUUUAUUGAGCAGUAGGAAGAGACCUAGAGAGGAGGCUUUCUCUGAGACGGAACUCGUGAUGUCUGAUCAAACCCUAAGCAAGUCCCCAAGAUUAGCAGAGAAUAACGACUCAGCGACGCCGGACGGAACUUCAGUGUUGGCAGAGGCGGAGGUGGAAGAUUUUGAAGAGCACGAGGUCAAGGUGGAAGAUUUUGAGGAGCACGAAGGACUAGAGGACUACACUUCAGACGAUUAUAAGCACUGUGACAAGAGUGUUCUGCAGUCUGCACAGUUUCCAGGCAGAUACAGUGACGCAGCAUACUCCAUUUCUAUAAAAGAGGAACCAAUCGACUAAAAUAUAUAAUAAAUACUGCAGUCUUCAGGCCCAAGUCCCACUAGCCAAACUCAUCCAGGAUCCUUGAGCUACGUCAGGCCACAGUUUUGCUUUCAUUAUACAUUUCCUUCUGGGCUUGAUGCAUCGGGAUGGAUUCGAACAGUUUAAGUGGUGAUAUAUGCAUGUAUGAUUUUAAAGUUUAAGAUUGCAGAUUAAACAUAUGGGAGAAGGAAAGUGCUAGUGGGAACAAGGCUUGUGGAAAACCAGCUUUAAAGAUCAGUGUAAUAGCUGUUAUUUAUCAAAACAUAUUGAAAUGUAAUUGUGCUACUGUGAUGAAAUGUCAAAAUUC